Colletotrichum scovillei is the source of this 2456-nucleotide messenger RNA. RefSeq lists its product as uncharacterized. Gene Ontology annotation, molecular function: signaling receptor activity. Gene Ontology annotation, cellular component: membrane. Lineage: Eukaryota; Fungi; Ascomycota; Sordariomycetes; Glomerellales; Glomerellaceae. The transcript is spliced from 2 exons. The record is from RefSeq and is a predicted model, not a curated record. The coding region runs from base 408 to 1949 and encodes 513 amino acids.
CGCUCCCUCCACCCUUCCACCGCCCGCCCUUUACGCCAAGGCCCCUCCCCUCCCGUUGGGUGUAUAAGCCAAUAAUUGCCAUCGCCUCCCGCUCGUGGGCUUAUCCGUAAACAUCGACUCGUCCCGCAAAUCUACAAACCACAACACAACCGCACUCCUUAUCACCAAAACACCGCAUAUCUUCAGUGUAACACAACCAAAACCACAACUGCGGGACCACACUUGCACGUGUAAAUCCAAACGAAGGCGAGACCGACAUAGUUCAACAAUCCGGAAUCCCACCAACCUUUUACCUGGCUGCGGUCUCUACCGCCGAGCCCCCUACUCCGAACCUUGUUUUCGCUUGAAGCAUACCCGAGGUGCUUCUGUUAAUACCUACAUAUUUCUGACUUCCUGUUGGUUGAGUUAUGGAACCCAUUGCCAACAUGGCUUCCCUCAAGUCACCUUGCAGCGGCGCCGCCAUUCAGGACGACGACGACUUCACCACUGCCACCGCCUCGGGAGCUCAGACUGAGGGCUCCGAAGUUGCUCGGAAAAGACGACACUCCCACUUUAUUCCUAGACGCAAGUCCAUUGUCAACCAGAUCAUGGACGGCGAGGAGCACUUGUUACUAAAGGUCGAUCUCUUCCUGACCGAAUUAGAACGCCGCCUCGAAUUCCUCGAAAACUACGGCGAGCUCACUUUCGACUCGAGCAUAUCCCGCGCCUUCUCCACCCUCCAGACCGUCCGCGCUCGCUGCUCUUCUGCCUCGGAGGAGGUCCUCGGCGCCGGACGCAGGCGCCUGCACAUCAUGGUGGAGACACUCGAAGCCCGGUACCAGGGCGCCCUGGCCUCGGCCGAAUCCCUCAACGAGAAGGCCCGCGUUGGUAUCGAGCUCCUGGACGACAUGCUCACCGAGUUUGAGAACAAGGCGCACAAGUUGCGGGAGCAAGGCCUCGCCAAUGCCGCCGACACGGCAAGCGCAUUCAUGAACGAGGGCCGAAGAGUUGUGGACGAGAGUAUCGGGCUCGCGCGAGAGGUCGUCGACGAGGGUAUCGAGAGAGCCAUGCGCGCCGCUGAGAAUUUGGAGGAAAAGAUUGCCCACGCCGUCGCGCGGGCCAGGGAGACGAAACUCAUCACCUACGACGACCUCCCCAUGCCGUGGCGCAUCAACCCUCACAUCCGCGAUGGAUAUCGUUUUACCGAGUCCAAGCUCGAGUGCAUCUGGUCGGCCUUCCGCCCCUCGAACGAGCUGGUCAACAUUUGGUCUCACGCCAUUGGCCUCUUCAUUGUUCUCGCCGUCGCCCUCUAUUUUUACCCCCGCAACAUCAACUUCCAGUUCAGCACCAAGACGGAUAUUUUCGUUGCCGCCGUCUUCUUCUUCACGGCGUGUCUGACGCUGGUAUGCUCAACAAUCUGGCACACCAUGAACGCCGUGGCCGACGUAGACGCAAUCAGCAUCUUUGCGUGUGUCGACUACACGGGCAUCUCGCUGCUGAUUGCAGCGUCCAUCGUCACGACCGAGUACACGGCCUUCUACUGCGAUCCCGUCAGCCGCUGGUUGUACAUGGGUACGACGGCAGUCCUCGGCAUCGGCGGCGUCAUCCUCCCAUGGCACCCGACCUUUAACGGAGCUGAGAUGGCAUGGGCCCGCGUCGCCUUCUUCUGUGGUCUUGGCGCAACGGGGUUCCUGCCGAUCCUGCAGCUCUACUUCUCCCACGGGCCCGACUUUGUCUGGGAAUUCUACACGCCGAUUGCCAAGAGUAUCUUUGUAUACCUGCUCGGCGCUUUUGUCUACGCCAGCAAGAUUCCCGAGCGUUGGUGCCCGGGCAUGUUUGACUACAUUGGCGGAAGCCACAACUUGUGGCAUCUGGCGGUUCUCGGUGGUAUCUUGUUCCACUACACGGCGAUGCAGUCCUUCUUUGCCAAUGCCUUCCGGCAGGCGCAGGGAGAGUGUUCCGUCUUUUGAGGUUGAGGCGUGAAUGUACGCCGCGUUUUGGCUCGGGCUUGCUUCGAUAUGCCAGUCGUAUUCUGCUGUGAUGCGACUACGGAGAACUUGCUUUGCCCGCGGUCAUACAUAUCCUCCUUUCCGGGAACAUCUCGCACUGGUGCCUGUUGUCCAAAAGGGCUGUAUCUCCCAGCCUUGCCCUGGACAGCAGUAGGCGCCAUCUGGCAUCAGUCGACCCGACGCCUCCUCGGCUCCAGACCCAUCAUGUUGGGUUAUGUUGGGCCGAGCAUCAAUGUCCACACUGGCAAUCUUAUAUCGCUUUAGAAAGCUUAGGACAUCAUCCCAUGGUCAUCUUUCCCGGGGGAUAAAGGCGGACAAGCUGUCAGGAUAUUGACGUUCGUCAGCCCUAGAAACUUUUCACGCCUCGCAGAGCCGGACAGGGACGCUGUUAUUUUCAACAAAGUCACACGUUCUCCCGCUCAGUAGUCACGGGCUGGCCACGCCCAGGGAAAGGAGCGCCCCCAUUAC